Molecule: messenger RNA, 897 nt
Organism: Epinephelus lanceolatus (giant grouper)
Lineage: Eukaryota; Metazoa; Chordata; Actinopteri; Perciformes; Serranidae
Product: myeloid-associated differentiation marker-like protein 2
Cellular component (GO): membrane
Source: RefSeq, a predicted model, not a curated record
AUGGGAAUCAUUGAUGAUAUUAAGGACACAUUGUCCAAGGCGGUGUUUUCCCCUUCUACUCUGUUAUCCGGCCGAGGCGGGCUGCACAUGGCUCAGAUCAUUCUGUCUGUGGUCACCUUUGUCCUGGCUGCCUUCAGAGGAGGGAGCAGCCAUACCUACUGGAACUACGCUAUGUUCACCUGGGCCUUCUGCCCUAUCAUGACCCUCAUCAUCACCAUCAUUGAGAUGUUCAAGCUCGAUGUCAUACUAGAUUUGUUUUGCAUGAACUGGGCUGACUUCACCACGGGGAUGGCCAUGUCCUCUACGCUCAUGACCGUCUCUGUCGCCAUCACCUACGCCAACUUCUACGCCUGUCUGAAAUGCCCGUACGGCUGGAUUGUGAGCAUUUUUGCCAUCUUGUGUGGCUUCGUCUACACACUAGAAGUGGUGAAGGACAAAUUCCUGGAGAAGAAGAAAGCGAGUUACCUGGCUGCUCUGCCUGGAUUCUGGAAGGUUAUGGAGGCAUUUGUGAGCUGCAUCAUUUUUAUAUCACUGACUGGUUACAGAGACAAGCCAGCUCUGAUCUUGUGUGUCGUUGCAUACAUCAUUCCAUUCCCCAUCCUGCCUUUAAUCAUAGCCACCAACAUCCUCAAGAAACUGAAGAAAUGUUUGCCCUUUAACCUGGACAGGUUCGUGUUCAUAUUCCUGGUGAUCUCUGUUUUGCUGUAUAUAUUUGCUGCUAUUGUGUGGCCCAUUUUCACGUUCAAGAACAACCCUCGGCCCAGUGAGUGUCCACCCAGCUUCUGUAUCUGGGCCAUACAGUUUAUGGUGACAUUUAUGACUUAUGUGAAUCUUAUUCUUUUCACACUGGACCUCAUUUUUACCCUGCUUGGUAUCUGUGGCUUUAAACAGACAUAG